This is a messenger RNA of Cervus elaphus (red deer), 1364 nucleotides long. RefSeq names its product arylamine N-acetyltransferase 1. NCBI's taxonomy places the organism in Eukaryota, Metazoa, Chordata, Mammalia, Artiodactyla, Cervidae. The transcript has 4 exons. Bases 396 to 1268 code for a protein of 290 amino acids. The record is from RefSeq and is a predicted model, not a curated record. Gene Ontology annotation, molecular function: acetyltransferase activity.
GGGCCAGGAAGUGGGAGGGUGGCCGUCGCCCUGGUUCCUGGUCGUGGGCCCCAGAGAGCUCGGGAAUAAAAGGCGAAACAAACAUUCAGACCUUUCUGCUGACAGAGUCUGACCUUUGGCUGUUUUCCUUGGACGGGAGGCUCUGCCGGCCUUCUGUGCCCUCAGCAUCGUGAAGAGGGUCUGUGGGCUUGGCUUGCCAGGCAACCUCUCUUUUUUUUCAUCCAGAAGAUCACUGGGCUGGCCACUUGCCCCCUAGGACUGGGCCGGUUCACAGGUCCUUGCAGUAGGCUUCGACACCAAAAAAAACAGACUGUGAACCAGGAAGAAGAAACAUUCCUAGUCUUUUGAAUUAAAACUGAGAAUCCAUCUACAUCGAACUUCCAUAGAAAGGAAUCAUGAACAUCGAAGCAUAUUUUGAAAGAAUUGGUUAUAAGAACUCGAGGGACAAAUUGGACUUGGAAACAUUAACCGACAUUCUUCAGCACCAGAUCCGAGCCAUUCCCUUUGAGAACCUUAACAUCCACUGUGGGGACGCCAUGGAAUUGGACUUAGAGGCCAUUUUUGAUCAAAUUGUGAGGAGGAACCGGGGUGGGUGGUGUCUCCAAGUCAACCACCUCCUGUACUGGGCUCUGACCACGAUGGGUUUUGAGACCACCAUAUUGGGAGGGUAUGUUUUCAACACGUUCACUGACAAAUACAGCAAUGCCAUGAUUCACCUCCUGCUGAAGGUGACCAUCGACGGCCGGGACUACAUAGCCGAUGCUGGAUUUGGACGGUCUUAUCAGAUGUGGCAGCCUCUAGAGCUAAUCUCUGGGAAGCACCAGCCCCAGACACCUUGCAUCUUCCGCUUGACCGAAGACAGAGGAACCUGGUACCUGGACCAAAUCAGAAGAGAGCAAUACAUCCCAAACCAAGAAUUUCAGGAUUCCGACCUCUUGGAAAAGAAUGAGCAUCGGAAAAUCUACUCGUUUACUCUUGAACCUCGAACAAUUAAAGACUUUGAGUCUGUGAACACAUACCUUCAAGAAUCUCCGGCAUCUGUGUUUACAAGCAAGUCAUUUUGCUCCUUGCAGACCCCAGAAGGUGUUCAUUGCUUAGUGGGUUUUACCCUCACCUACAGGAGAUUCAAUUAUAAGGACAAUACAGAUUUGGUAGAGUUUAAGACACUGAAUGAGAAAGAAAUAGAAGAAAAUCUAAAAAACAUAUUUAAUAUUUCCUUGGAGAAAAAGCUUGUCCCCAAACAUGGUGAUAAAUUUUUUACCAUUUAGAGGAAGCAAUAAAAAUGGUCUCAUGAUUACUGCUGGUGCUGUGACUUUUUAAUCACAAAAAAUUUAAAUGUCAAUAAAAGUUGUUUUGUUAUUGUU